CGCAUUUCCAUGGUUACCCUAUUGAUAUCAUACAACUAUACCCUGCACGUUUUUUGUACUUAGCACCAUAGUGCUUAACAAUGUUCGUCAUGAAGUACUACAAGUCUCUCUUCCUUUUGCCACUCCUCCAAGUCAGCCCUGUAAUCGCCGACUACAACGCCAAUGCUGAAGCCGCCAUCAAAACGCUCAAUAACAAGUGGUAUGACACAAACACAGGCCUAUGGAACAAACUUUGGUGGCAGUCAGGAAACAUGGUUACGACGAUAGCAAAUUUUGGCAUCCAUGAUAACAACUUCAAACAAACUGCAAAGGACAUCGUUGCCAACACUUACGCCAAAAGCGCCAACGCCCAGGGCCACCCCGGAUGGAAGAAUGACUACUACGACGAUGAGGGCUGGUGGGCUCUUGGUUGGAUCGCUAGCUACGACCUAACAAACGACGUCAAGUACCUCAACACCGCCAAGGACAUCUUCGAAGACAUGACAGGAGGCCACACCACACCCUGCGGUGGUGGCAUCUGGUGGGACAAGAAGAAGACCUCCAUUGCAGCCAUCUCCAACGAACUGUUUCUCUCUGUAGCCGCCCACCUCGCCAACCGUGUCUCAGGUAAUGACAAGCAAAACUACGUCAACUGGGCGAAAUCCGAGUGGGAGUGGUUCUACCACUCCGGCAUUAUCAAUAGCGAAAACGUGAUUAACGAUGGCAUCGACAAAGGCACAUGCAAGAAUGAUGGCAAAAAGGUCUACACCUACAACCAAGGCGUGAUCCUCGGAGGGCUCGCCGAACUCGCCAAAGCAACCGGAGACGGUGGCUACAUCGACAAUGCGAAGAAGAUUGCCAAUGGCGCGAUUAACAAGUUAACGAAGAACGGGAUUUUGACUGAGGACUCAAGUUCUCUGGAUGAGCAGGGCGCGCAGUUCAAAGGCGUGUUUGUGAGAGGGCUGAUAAGGCUCCACCAGCAGAGUCCGACACAAAGCUUUAGUACCUUUCUUAAGACGAACGCGGAUUCCCUUUGGUCGAAAGAUAAGACUGGUGAUGGCGUUCUUGGUCCCCUUUGGCAAGGUCCGGCCGCGAAUGCGAAUGCUGCAAGCCAUGCUGCGGGUAUUGAUUGUCUUGUCGCUGCCGCUCAGGCGUAG
This is a messenger RNA of Lindgomyces ingoldianus, 1136 nucleotides long. RefSeq names its product Six-hairpin glycosidase. Bases 81 to 1136 code for a protein of 351 amino acids. The record is from RefSeq and is a predicted model, not a curated record. Lineage: Eukaryota; Fungi; Ascomycota; Dothideomycetes; Pleosporales; Lindgomycetaceae. The transcript has 2 exons. Gene Ontology annotation, biological process: carbohydrate metabolic process.